Messenger RNA from Laccaria bicolor S238N-H82, 1899 nucleotides. RefSeq lists its product as uncharacterized. NCBI's taxonomy places the organism in Eukaryota, Fungi, Basidiomycota, Agaricomycetes, Agaricales, Hydnangiaceae. Bases 1 to 1671 code for a protein of 556 amino acids. The transcript has a single exon. The record is from RefSeq and is a predicted model, not a curated record.
AUGGAGAGCAGGAGGCUCGCAGGACCCGUUGACUUACCGAACGAGUUGCUUAGAGUGAUCCUAGAUGAUCUACCUGACGACGCAAUCUAUAACCUUGCAUCGACUUGCAAGGAUCUCCACCUCUGUGUGUUACCCAUCUUCCUGGAACGCAACGGUCUUAGGAUCACAUCGAGUGAACACAUCUCACUCGUAAACCCAUCGAAAGCCGCAUUUCGCGCGUUUGGGAGGUCUCUCUUCACUCAGAAUCUGCGCAGUGUUUCAUUCUACCCAAAUGCGGAUCUCACUAGGUUGCUUUCAGACCUUCGCACUUUGCGACGAAUGGUUGAAUUCAUGCCUGAGAUAACGGAACUGACCUUGCGAUAUUCCUCAUUCAACUGGUUGGUCCACUCGAAACGCUAUCAUGAUCAAGCCCAACUCGACGUGGAAAAAUGGAGGCUAGAAUUUGCGGAGUUGUUGGACGCUGCGUUGGCCAAGUCCUGCCAAUGCCUGUUGGUGUACGGUGCCAACCACAUCUCUUUGAAAUAUUCAAAUUUAUUGGGACGCUUAUCUCAAAUGGACGGCUCAUCACCACAUACUGGUGGCCCACAAUCAGGGCACAUUUUACCAAAGAGUCUAUACCAACUUGCAUGGCACAAGUUUCUAUCGAUCCUUGGAAAGGCCUGGGAUUACACCUUGAGGCCAGCAUCUUCAACCGCCCCCGCAAUACGACAAUCGCCCUCAACCGCUCGAAAAUCCGAAGAUGUGGAGGCGACCCUUGAGAGAUCUAUCGAGCAGCUCACACCUCCAACCUUCUCAGUUCUUACCACAUUUCAUAUCCACUCUCAGAUGCUGCUCCAGCCCCCUCUUCUUGACUGGACCCAAUCCAGACUCCAGCUCAGCGCUGCAACUCUUACCGACCUCAGCCUCAACGUUGACGGCAACUCCUUACAUACAUGGACUCCAAUUUUCUCCAAACUCAAUCUUCCCGCCCUCUCCAAAUUCGAGCUCAUCUGCGACCAAUUGGUCCAGCCUACAGGCGUGCAUUUCCGCAAUGUGGCAGCAUUCCUGGCACGCCAUAAAUUACUUGCCUCUGUGCACCUCUACGGACUUACCCUUCCCUGUGACUUAUCCCCCCUUCAUUAUAAACCACCCUUCCUUCCUGGGUUAACCAGCCUUACUGCCCAUCCGAGUUUUAUCGCGUGGUUCUUCAAUUGCGAUGCUCCCUUUGUGUACCAACCAUUUCCAUCUGUAAUGGUCAGCUCGGAAUUCAGCUGGUUCGAUUACGAUCUAUUCGACGAAGCCCUCAUAACUCUAGCGAACCGCCCCGAAACUGUCAUGAAACUCGCCCUCCGCUUCGUCACAGGGAACGGCGUGGUUAACUGGAUCCAGAAACAUGUUUCCCUAGGGCAUUCGAGGAGUUGUUUAUCCACCUUGAAGAAUGUCAAGCAGCUCAGUAUCCAUUCACAUCACUCUCUGAUGCUGAUUUUUUCAGAGAAAGUGGUCAAGAUUCUUCCGUCAUUUCUAGCUCUUCCCCCAAGCUUGGAGGAUGUUAUUUUCGCAGAGCAGUCGUUGUGGGUCGAUCAAUUGAUAAAUGGUUUAGCGAAAGAGGUUGAAACAUUGUGCCCGAGGAUAAAGCUGUUCUCGGUGGAUGCGUUGCCAACCGGUUUGGAGGAAUGCCAGCCGGACGAUUAGCCAGCUCGUACAAUCUUUGAUUGCUAAGCAAUCAAGUACAUGCACGGUCUGCCGUUAAUCCGGAGCAAGGGUUUCUGAUGUUUCUUGGCCACGUUGACCAAUCUCCGCUCAUUGCCUACAGUGCAUUUGUCUUUGGACCAGCUCGAGGUUGAGUUUUGGCCGAUAGAAAGUGAACUUUGUAUGUAGUGCUUUCAGCAUCCGCUUUACUUCAAAUUAUGAUAGCUGACA